Molecule: messenger RNA, 1338 nt
Organism: Wallemia mellicola CBS 633.66
Lineage: Eukaryota; Fungi; Basidiomycota; Wallemiomycetes; Wallemiales; Wallemiaceae
Exons: 4
Coding region: 1-1338 (445 amino acids)
Molecular function (GO): oxidoreductase activity
Source: RefSeq, a predicted model, not a curated record
AUGAAUAAUCUCAUACGCUCAAGCCUGUGGCUCGGUAUUUCUUCAAAUAGCACGAAGCUCGUUCGUUCACUCACAGAUCACGAUUUUGCAGAACGUGAUGCGUAUUUUAACAGGAAGGGAUUCCAUAACCACUUUAUACAUGGUGUAUACGCCGCAUACUCUCUUGGUGCACAACCAAAGACUAUACAGCGAAUCGCAGACGCAUUAGCGAGCUACCAGCAGCCCCUUAGACCAGUUGAAAAGGGUACACCGAUCAACCAAUCUAAUUGGAAUGACAAGCAGUUGCUCGGGAAGCGAGACAACUAUCCAACCUACUUGAACUAUUUCAGGGAGGAAGUAGACAAAACAAAGGAUACAGCAUCAUUGUUGGAUAAAUACAUAUAUAGUCGCAUAGCUAAUGAAGUUGGUGUAGAUAUGCUUUCUAGGUUUUUCAGUGGCUUGAUACAUCCUAUUAUACAUCUUGGCUAUGCGCUUGAAUUCGAACACGUCGAUAACAAACGUGAGGUUCUAGCUCAGGCAUUGGCAUGGACAGCGACACAUCCAUCAGACUUCUCCGCUGUUCUACCACAAGAUUUAUGGUCAAAUCCUGAAAAAGAGAACGCUCAGCGCAAGUCUUCUCUACAAGUCUACUUUGAUGUUCUCAAGGAUGAAAAAUAUUCGGCAAAUAGUCCAGACACGCCUACGUUAAACCACGAUUUCCCUGUAUCUGCGACGGUCAAGUCAGCUGGUGGAAUGCUUCUCGAAGAAGCCUCUCAUUUCGAUCUCCCUGCUAGUGAUAUACCCAAGCGCCAGGACGAGCUCUGCAGGGAACUAGCAUACACUGCUAUGCUCAUGUAUGCAUCUGGUGGAUAUAAGGCAGGCAAAAAGUUCAAGCCGGAGUUCAUCCUAGUUCAUAUCCUCAACUCGUCACAUUUUAUUCCCUUUAUACUUCACUACACGCCUUCCGCAAUCAAUAAGAGGCUCCUCCUGUCAGCUUACUUUAGAGUUAUCUUGACUGUCUAUGUUUCGCGCGGCAGGCCAUCUCUCGACGCUGAGGUUAUCAAGAAGAGGGAAAUUCCUGAAGACGAAACGAAUAUUUGGCUAGGUAUUGUAGAUGAUGGUCUCAAGCAGGAUGAUGAGCAUGUCUUAAAGGCUAUUCGUACUCUUGCUUUCCACGAUAGCAAGUAUAGCGAAGACGUUCCACCUGAAGUUUCCUCUGUUAGCCUUGAUGGCAGUAUAUGGAGCAGAGUCGCUCACCAGCAUAUCAACGCGUUCAAGAGCGGUAGCGCAUGGAGUUAUGAAAGACCAGGUUUUGAAGAAAGUUGGGCUAAUGAUCAGGUCGUUUACGAUUGUGAGUAG